AGAUUUUUUUAAACUCUCAAAUAUUAUCGUAUUGGCCUCAUAAAUCGGUCAGAUUAUAGUAAUUUACUCUGUAAAUUUGCGCUGCUCUGCGCCAUGCGAACUGCUAAAAGUAUAAAUGAUGUUCCUCUCGCAAACUUUACUGACUCGUUGAUUCCUUUCCCGCACUUACGUACUUUACUUACGCACUUCAUUCCUUUUUGGGGCAUAAGGCAUAGAUAAUGUUCCUGCACCUAUCCUGGUCUUUAGCAGCUAGUUUUGCCUCGCCCCAUGAGAGACCCAUCUCAGCCUCAGGCUCCACCGUUCUUUGCCGAGUGAUCUUCGCAGUCUCGUUUUGUUUUUCCUGCUGGUGUCCAUUUGAGAGCCACUUUGGGGAUCCGCUCUGAGGGCAUUCAUAGUAUGUGUCCAAGCCGUCUUAGACGACGGUGUUAAAUUUCUUAGAUCAUGCUUUGACAGCGUGUCUUUAUGUAGAGUUACUUAUUUAAUGUCUUAGUGGGCCAGUACAUAAGGCAGAUCUUUUGCAGACAGUCACUGUGGAAUGAGGUGACUUUGUUCAUGUUGCAUUUGGUUAUUCCGCAAGCUGCCAGCUUUCCCAAGUCUGCGCUGGAUAUCUUUUUGGGCGCCAUUGUCCUGACUAAUCAGACUUCCCAGGUACCUACACCUAACUUGUGUUUUUUUCUUUUUUAACCAGGAAAUAAGAUCAGCACAAAAACACACACCUAGCCUUACCCAAAUGAAGACUCACCAAUUUUGGUCCCCUGAGGGUCACUCUCUGCAGGCUUUUAUUCCUUCUUGGCAGUUAAUGAGCUGCUCUUCCUCUGUUUCACCCCUGGAGGAACACAAUUGAUGACCCCUGCUGCACAGGAGGAGCAGUAGGUGGAGUGCAGCAAAAGGGCCUUGAGUUUGUGGAUAAUGGAAAGCCUUUGCUAUCAGCAUUUAUGGAUAGAUGUGAGCCCUCAUUACAGCGACUUUGUGGAUGAGCUGACCGAGUAUCGGACCAAGAACGUCCUCGCCAUCCCCAUCAUGAACGGUAAAGACAUGGUGGCCGUCAUGAUGGCCAUCAACAAGUUGGAUGGUCCGCGCUUCACCUCAAAGGAUGAAGAGAUCCUAAACAAGUAUCUCAACUUUGCCAACCUGAUCCUGAGAGUUUUCCACCUGAGCUACCUGCACAAUUGUGAAACCAGGAGGGGACAGGUGCUGCUGUGGUCGGCCAGCAAGGUGUUUGAAGAGCUGACAGACAUAGAGAGGCAGUUCCACAAGGCCUUGUACACAGUCAGAGCUUUCCUCAACUGUGACCGUUACUCUGUGGGUCUGCUGGACAUGACUAAGACCAAGGAGUUCUUUGACCUGUGGCCAGUUCUGAUGGGAGAAGUUCCACCAUAUGAUGGACCCAAAACUCCUGAUGGCAGGGAAAUUAUCUUCUACAAACUGAUUGACUACAUCCUACAUGGCAAAGAGGACAUCAAAGUCAUACCGAGUCCUCCGGCAGAUCACUGGGUCUUGGUUAGCGGUUUACCAACCUACGUAGCAGAGACUGGACUGAUUUGCAACAUAAUGAAUGCAGCUGAGGAUGAUUUUUUCAACUUCCAGAAAGAGCCUCUGGAUGAAUCCGGCUGGACCAUUAAGAACGUCCUGUCUCUGCCAAUUGUCAACAAGAAAGAAGAGAUAGUGGGUGUGGCCACGUUCUAUAACAGGAAGGAUGGGAAACCCUUUGAUGAAAUGGACGAAACACUGAUGGAGUCUCUUACCCAGUUCCUGGGCUGGUCGAUGCUCAACCCUGACACCUACGACAAAUUGAACAAGCUGGAGAACAGGAAGGACAUCUUCCAGGACAUGGUGAUGUACCACGUGAAAUGUCGCAAGGAUGAAAUCCAGCACGUUCUGAACACCAGGGAGAGAUGGGGGAAGGAACCGGAUGAGUGCGAGGAGGAGGAGCUCCAAGAGAUUCUGUCAGAGGUCUUGCCAAAUUCUAAGAAAUCUGAGAUCUUCGAGUUUCACUUCUGUGACUUUGAACACAGUGAACUGGACCUAGUUAAAUGCGGCAUCAAGAUGUACUACGAACUGAAAGUGGUGGACAAGUUUCACAUUCCCAGAGAGGUCCUGGUGAGGUUCAUGUACUCACUCAGUAAAGGCUACAGGAGGAUCACCUACCACAACUGGAGACACGGUUUCAACGUCGGACAGACCAUGUUCACCCUGCUGAUGACAGGUGAUCUGAAGCGUUACUACACAGACCUGGAGUGUAUGGCCAUGGUGACCGCUGGCUUCUGCCACGAUAUUGACCACAGAGGAACCAACAACCUCUACCAGAUGAAGUCUGGUAAUCCUCUGGCAAAGCUUCAUGGCUCCUCCAUCUUGGAAAGACACCAUCUGGAGUUUGGCAAGACUCUGCUGAGAGAUGAAGGUUUGAACAUUUAUCAGAAUCUGAACCGCCGUCAGCACGACACUGUCAUCCACCUCAUGGACAUUGCUAUUAUCGCCACUGACCUGGCUCUCUACUUCAAGAAGAGGACGAUGUUCCAGAAGAUCGUGGACCAGUCCAAGACCUACGAGAACUGGAACGACUGGACCAAGUACAUGAUGCUGGAGACCACACGCAAAGAGAUUGUCAUGGCCAUGAUGAUGACUGCUUGUGACCUGUCUGCCAUUGCCAAACCGUGGGAGGUUCAGAGCAAGGUGGCGCUGUCUGUAGCUGCAGAGUUCUGGGAGCAGGGAGACCUGGAGAGGACAGUCCUGGAGCAACAACCCAUUCCUAUGAUGGACAGAAACAAAGCAGAUGAUCUGCCGAAGCUGCAGUGUGGUUUCAUCGACUUUGUUUGCUCUUUUGUGUACAAGGAGUUCAGUCGUUUCCAUGUGGAGAUCACGCCCAUGCUGGACCGCCUGCUGAACAACAGGAAGGAGUGGAACGCCCUGAAGGAGAUACACGAGGCCAAACUGGCUGCUCUCGAGGAGGCCAAGAAAGCCAAGGAGGAGGAAGCUCAGAAAGCUGCAGCGACCAAACAAGCAAAUGCAGCCCAGUCACAAUCAAAGACUUGUAUUCUCAGCUAGAGAUACAACAACAGUACCAGGUUGCUUGCUACAUUGUUGUGGUCCAGCAAUGGGCUUCCGCAAAAGAUCUUUCUUUUCUUUAUUUUUUCAUUGUCAUUUAUCAGAUCUUGACUCAAAGAUUCAGUUUACUGAGAGCGCAUCUCUCACUCCAAAAUACCCGUUACAAAUGUCUCCUACGGCUGUAUUUAUUGAUAUUUGUCUCCUCAUUUUUCUCUCUUCUGUCUAUCCUAUUGUCUAUCUAUAUUGUAUUACUCAUUCGAUGCACAUGGCUUGAUGGUUUAUUCAGGUGUUUGUGGGAAGCUCCAACAUCUAACAUUUGAGAGUCAGCUACCAAAAGGCAUUACAUGCAGCAAGCUACCCAUGUUAUCUAAAAUUCAAAACUGGAAGACCAACAAUAAGGAAACAUGGACCUUGUCAAAAUUUGGAAGCUUCUUGCAUGGAAAAUGUUCCUACUCAGAUGGCAACUUAAGUGUUGAAUGUCAGCUACCUACAGGCCUUUUCAAUACACCAACAAGAAAGAGUUUCCGCAACAGUCGCUAUUUAUACCGCACUACCAUGCAAGUCUCUUUAAAUUAAUUAUAAUGCUGUAUUGGCAUUAACUGAAACCGGCAGCAGCCUAGAAAGGUAUGCUAUAGACAAUGUUUAGCAGAACUGUUACAAUACACAGUCUGUUGAGUAGCUAAUGGAUCAAAGCAUGCAAACCAUCAGUUUUUCCUUUUUAAGAGUAGAUUUAAAGUAUCUGUGGUGAUGGCUGGUGGGUUAUCUGCAGAUGGAAUCUACACCAAACUUGAAUCCAUGUUUGAUCACCAAAUUUUUAAACUUGCAAACACCAGGGUCUCCUGAUUAAACUUAAUACUUAUGGGUCAGCUGGAAUUUUCAAUGUACAUGCUCUAAGAUAGUAUUUAUUGUGCUAAAAAACUUUUGAUUUUGAAACAAAAUAGUAUAUUGUUGAACUUGGUGGGUGUGGUGGGUCACAACAGGACAAGAAUAGCAAAAUGUUGGAAAAAAAUCUGCAGCCUGAGGAGGUGAGAAAAACUUCAAUCCUUGGUUAAAAAAAAAAAGUUCAAGACAUUUGUCUUGAUCAGGCAAAUAUAUGCAUAUUGUUGUAUACAAUAUCAAUAAAAUAAAAAUAAUAGCAAAAAAGAUGUAAGCAAACUGUAGCUCCACGGUGGCUCUGAUGGUUAGGUACUUUGGUAUUUUGCUUUAUAUCCUGUGGAUUUUGUACAUGUGGGUCCUUUAUGAUGCAGUUUUAUAAACACAGAGAGGGAAACGGCUGCAACCCCGACUAAUAACAUUCCACAGCAGGCAUGUCAGUAGUGUCUGUGAAUCAAAUGUCAACAAUUAUGUAUUUUUGGCUCGGGUCUUGUGACAUUAGCCGUGUUGACACAUUAGUCUCAGCUUGUUUGUCUACAUGCUGUCAAAUGGUCAGAAUUUAUAACUUUGUAAUGCAAAACAAAAAAUCUGAGAACACUGCUUGUAAAAUAGCUGUAUGCUGUGAAUACCAUAUGUAUCGUGUUGCUCUGUCAUUGGUUGGUUACUGACAGUUUAUACUGUGUAUUUAAGCCUUUUACAAGAUAAUGUUUUAAUUUAGGCUUUUUAGCAUUACAUACAGUACCAUCUUCCCCAUGUGACGCUUCGUGUGAAAGCUUGUAAAUACUUGUGCUGAAAACUAAAGCGAAUCAAUAUAGGCAAAGCUGUGUUUCUGGUGACUAAUUUCUCACCCUCAAAUGUAUUAAUUUUUACUGUAGUUCACUUUGCUGAGAUUAGUAAAGCUGUAUCGCUAUUUUCCUACUGAA
This is a messenger RNA of Siniperca chuatsi (mandarin fish), 4841 nucleotides long. It is a transcript of the gene pde6a, whose product is annotated as phosphodiesterase 6A, cGMP-specific, rod, alpha. Gene Ontology annotation, biological process: signal transduction. Gene Ontology annotation, molecular function: protein binding; 3',5'-cyclic-nucleotide phosphodiesterase activity. The transcript is spliced from 22 exons. Lineage: Eukaryota; Metazoa; Chordata; Actinopteri; Centrarchiformes; Sinipercidae. Bases 910 to 3045 code for a protein of 711 amino acids. The record is from RefSeq and is a predicted model, not a curated record.